Molecule: messenger RNA, 662 nt
Organism: Habropoda laboriosa
Lineage: Eukaryota; Metazoa; Arthropoda; Insecta; Hymenoptera; Apidae
Product: splicing regulator RBM11
Exons: 2
Coding region: 75-662 (195 amino acids)
Biological process (GO): regulation of alternative mRNA splicing, via spliceosome
Cellular component (GO): nucleus
Molecular function (GO): single-stranded RNA binding
Source: RefSeq, a predicted model, not a curated record
CGUAACAUAUCCCGUUUAAUUAUUAUUGGAGUUAUAUUUGUAGUUUUGAUAAAUUUCAAUCUUAUUCUAAUAUCAUGGAUGAAGAUAUGCGUACUGUUUGGUGUGGAAAUUUAAGUGAAAAAGUAACAGAGGAGAUUCUAUACGAAUUAUUUUUACAGGGUGGUCCCGUACAAAGAGUUUCUAUUCCUAAAGAUCGCGAUGGCAAGCAAAGAGCAUAUGGAUUCGUAACAUAUAAACAUAUUAAUUCCGUAAAAUAUGCUUUAAAUCUAUUUCAUGGUACAGUGCUAUUUAAUCGUCCUCUUAGUAUGGGCCCAAGGAAAAAUGUAGAAUUGCCACAAAUUACACAAUCACAAGACCAUGCUAUUGAUCUCAACUAUAGGCUACAAUUAGGACAGCAAAUGGUAUUAGGAAGUGAUAUGUCCCAUUUGAGAAUAGACCCAUUUGGAAUAAGUAUGUUACCAAGCACAAAUUCAUACAUGAAACAAACUCUUUCACAUAAAGAUGAUAGAAGAUCUCGACGAGUACAUCCUUAUCAUAGAGAACAAAAUAAAAGUAAUAACCAUCAUAAAGAUCACAGAUCUAGAGAUAGCCAUAAUAAUCAUAGGACAAAUUAUUAUUCCAGACAUGAUUGUAAAAGUAAUAAUAGGCAUAAUUAUCGUUAA